This is a messenger RNA of Calidris pugnax (ruff), 939 nucleotides long. Its product is annotated as olfactory receptor 14J1-like. The transcript has a single exon. Gene Ontology annotation, biological process: G protein-coupled receptor signaling pathway. Lineage: Eukaryota; Metazoa; Chordata; Aves; Charadriiformes; Scolopacidae. The record is from RefSeq and is a predicted model, not a curated record. Gene Ontology annotation, cellular component: membrane. The coding region runs from base 1 to 939 and encodes 312 amino acids. Gene Ontology annotation, molecular function: G protein-coupled receptor activity; olfactory receptor activity.
AUGUCCAACUACAGCUUCAUCACCGAAUUCCUCCUCCUGCCAUUCGCAGACUCACAGGAGCUGCAGCUCUUGCACUUCUGGCUCUUCCUGGGCAUCUACCUGGCUGCCCUCCUGGGCAACGGCCUCAUCAUCACUGCCAUCGCCUGUGACCACCGCCUCCACACCCCCAUGUACUUCUUCCUCCUCAACCUCUCUGUUCUUGACCUGGGCUGCAUCUCCACCACUGUCCCCAAGUCCAUGGCCAAUUCCCUCCGGGACACCAGGGUCAUCUUCUACUCGGGAUGUGCUGCCCAGGUCUUUCUGUUUCUACUUUUUAUAUCAUCAGAAUAUUAUCUUCUGACCGUCAUGUCCUACGACCGCUACAUUUCCAUCUGCAAACCCCUGCACUAUGGGACCCUCCUGGGCAGCAGAGCUUGUGUCCACAUGGCAGCAGCAGCCUGGGGAACUGGGUUUCUCACUGCUCUCCUGCACACGGCCAGUACAUUUUCAAUACCCCUCUGCCAGGGAAAUGUCCUGGACCAAUUCUUUUGUGAAGUCCCUGAGAUACUCAAGCUUUCCUGUUCAGAAACACACUACCUCAGGGAAGUUGGUCUUCUUGUGUUUAAUGUGUUUUUUUCUUUAGUAUGUUUUGUUUUCAUUUUGUUCUCCUAUGUGCAGAUCUUCAGGGCCGUGCUGAGGACCCCUGCCGAGCAGGGACGGCACAAAGCCUUUUCCACCUGCCUCCCUCACCUGGCCGUGGUUUCUCUUUUUGCCAGCACUGCCAUGUUUGCCCACCUGAAGUCUCCCUCCAUCUCUUCCCCAUCCCUGGACCUGCUGGUGGCAGUUCUGUACUCAGUGGUGCCGCCAGUACUGAACCCCCUCAUCUACAGCAUGAGGAACCAGGAGCUCAAGGAGUCCCUGUUGAAACUAUUUCAAGACAUACUUCUUCAGAAUCAAUAA